This is a messenger RNA of Apus apus (common swift), 2238 nucleotides long. RefSeq names its product misato mitochondrial distribution and morphology regulator 1 (gene MSTO1). Gene Ontology annotation, biological process: mitochondrion distribution. NCBI's taxonomy places the organism in Eukaryota, Metazoa, Chordata, Aves, Apodiformes, Apodidae. Bases 64 to 1962 code for a protein of 632 amino acids. The record is from RefSeq and is a predicted model, not a curated record. The transcript has 14 exons. Gene Ontology annotation, cellular component: cytoplasm.
CUCGCUCCGCCAGGGACGCGCUUCCGGCUGUGCCGCGGGGCGGGGCGGGACGCGCGGGGCGCGAUGGCGGGGGAGGCGGUGACGCUGCAGCUGGGACAGUUCGCGGGAUGCGUGGGGACCCACUGGUGGGGGCUGCAGGCGGCCGCGCUGCGCAGCCCCGCCGAGACCCCCGAGCUCCAUCCCGCCGCGCUGCUGCGGCCCGGGCGGGCAGCGGGCGGCCGGGAGACCCACACGCCGCGCCUGGUGGCUUUGGAGCUGAAAGGCGGACUCGGCGCGCUUGGGCCCCGCGGGGCGGGCGCGGAAGCUGCUGCGGCCUGGGACGGGGCGGUCGCCGAUUACUUGGAGCACACCCCGACCGGGGGCUCCGCGGCGGGGGACGCCGGGCGCCGCACGGCGUUUCCUCAGACCGACCAGGAGGGCCCAGCUCUGCUGGUCAAGGGUGGCACUGGCCCUCUUGGCCACCGGGGCACGUGGCUGGCUCUUGAUCAACCUGUUGUGCAUCAGGACCCCGAGGUCCUUCUCCCCAGAGCUGCUCCCCAGCAGGUGUUUCUCCUGCCCCUUCACAACUCACUGUUUCCCAGGAUGUUUCCUUGGGCAGCAGCAGGCAGGUCUGGUCUGAUUACCUCAACAUGCACUUGCAUCCCAAAAGUGUCUACGUCAUCCCUCAGUACAUGCACGAUGGGUAUGUCUCACAGGGACUGUGGUUGUCUAGAAGCCUUUGGACAAGGUGAAAGUCUCCUGCAAGAUCCUGGCUGCCUAGAGGAGCUGGAAGAUCGGUUGCACUUCUAUGUUGAAGAGUGUGAUUAUCUGCAGGGAUUUCAAGUCCUAUGUGACCUACACAAUGGUUUCUCUGGGGUUGGUGCCAAGGUGACAGAACUGCUCUGUGAUGAGUAUUCAGGAAAAGGAAUCUUGACAUGGGGCUUGACUCCAGUCACAAGUAACGUGGGUGAUUCUCAGAAAAAUUUUUACAGACUGAUGAACACAGCCCUGGGAAUUGUCCACCUCUCCAGUCACAGCUCCCUGUUUUGCCCCCUGUCGCUCAGCGGGAGUCUGGGAAUCAGGCCACGACCUCCUGUUUCAUUCCCAUAUAUAAACUAUGAUGCAUCACUGAACUACCACAGCAGUGCAAUCCUGGCAGCAGUGCUUGAUACCCUCACUGCUCCCUACCGGCUCAGCUCCUUUCAGGGCUCCAUGAUGCAUCUUGCUGAGACACUUAACUUCUCUGGGAGAAAGGUUGUGGCUGCCUGGGCCUCUGUUCCCUUUCCUGCCCUACGUGGCUGCUCACUCUUUGAUACUUUGUGCACCUACAAGCAGGACGUGCCCUGGAAGCUUCUGUCUUCAUGCAGGGAGCAAAAGGUCAGCUGCUGUUUUGCUCAGUCUGUUGUGCUACGAGGAAUUUGCAAAGAAAGUCACCUCAGCAGCUGCUCAGGAAAGCAGCCUGAGUCUCUUCUCCACAUGUGGGAGAGCACAGAGCAAAUCCUGCAGCGUUACCUGCACACUGUGUUUCCUGGGGCAUUCAGGUGGGUAACAGGCUGUAGGUUUGGGACAGGGAGCAGCAACUGGCCAACAGUGUUGAGUAACGUCAUCCCCCUUCUUCCCUACAGCACAGCCCUUGUGCUUGAGCAGCCCUGUCACACCCAACCUCCCUACCCCCAGUUUUUCUCUCCUCUUCUGACCAGGGAAGGCUUUCUCCUGGACAGACCUCCCAGAUAUCCCUCAGCAGCUGUGGAAAGCAUCCCUGUCCUGGCAGCCCUGCAGGCUUCCCCAGUCCUGCACACACUCCUCUACAGCCUGUACAAGGACCUGCAGAAGCUCAACACACAGCGCUGGGCCAGCUUCUUCUCUGCUGGAGUGGAACACGAUGACUUCCAGGAGGCCUUAGAGCAGCUAAGAACUCUAUCCCAGUGCUAUGAAACGGGGUUUGAAGCAGAUGAAUCUGAGGAUGAAGGAGACUCAGACUAACUCAUUUUUAUUAUUAGAGAGAGGGGAUCUCUAAGAUCACUUUCAAAAGAAAGGGGAUGGUUUGAAGAUGGCCAAGCUGCAACUGUUCAGCAGAAUCCUGUUACCAAGGCUGCCUUACAUUGUCCAGCUGGUUGCAGCAGUUGUGCUGGAAAGGAGGAAAGCUGUUUUUUGGGGGCUGGUUUUGUAUGUUUGGGGUGUUUUUUUAAAAAUUUUGCAAAGUGAAUAUGCUCUCCUGUUAGUGUAAGACCACACAAUAAAUACAGAAUUCAGUUGUAA